UAUCAAUUUCGCGCACAUCAAAGAAGUUGUUUCCUUGGCAAGCAGAUUUCAGAGCUAGAGAGAGAAAAUCCCAAAUCAAGAGAGUGAAAGGAGCGAGAAGCAAACCCUAAUUUCAAUUUUUCGAUUCUUCUGAAUUUUGAGAGAGAGAAAAAAAAAAAACCCUUGAUUUCUGAAUUUUGAUCAUGAUUGUUAAGCAAAACAUGGUGACGGAGUCGGAAAUCAUAUGCAAGCACCAGGGCAUGUCGGUGAUGGAGAUGAAUUACCAUCUGCGCGUCACCGGCGCCCAAGAACGCAGCCUCCAGAAGACUGAAUUGUCCUCGUCGCCGCCGCCUCCCGCCGCCGCUGUCGUAGUUGCCGGAGAGGUUAGGGUGGAUGCGAUCUCCUCGCGCUUCGAAUCGGUACGUGUUCUUGGCUUUCUUGAUGCCUUUGGUUUGUGGAAAAAUUUGUUUUUUCUGGUUUUGGUUUUGGUGGAUUGGAUUUUGCUUGUGUAUUUCGUGGUUGUCAGCUUUGUUGAUUUCUCUUAUGUGCUUUCUUUACGAGAUUUGGCUGAAGAUUGUGUUUUUCCGGGUUUCGCAUGCAAUAUUAGGUGUACCUGGAUUCUGAUGCACCUGAGAAUUCGUCUUACCUGCUUUGGCUUUUUUUUUUUUUUUUUUUUUUUUUUUUCGGUUUUUUUCUCAGACGCCAUUCAAGAUGCUGUCAUUGAUUCUCCCACAGCCAAAUUUGUUCCAAAUAUUCGUUCAGGAAGUCAUACUGACAUUGGACAAAGACGUUCCAUGGAGGAUGAACACAUCCGAAUAGACGAUCUAUCUGCCCACCUGGGGUCUGAUUUCAAGUGUCUGAUGCCAAGUGCAUUUUAUGGGGUUUUUGAUGGCCAUGGGGGUCCGGAAGCAGCAGCUUACAUCAAGAGGAAUGCUAUGAGAUUAUUUUUUCAAGAUUGUGAUUUUCCACAAACGUCGGAGAUUGACUCUGUUUUCUUGGACGAGUUGGAGAAUUCUCACCGGAAAGCAUUUCUACUGGCCGACCUCGCUUUGGCAGAUGAAGCUAGUGUGAGCAGCUCGUGUGGGACGACGGCAUUGACUGUCUUAUUGCUUGGAAGGCACUUGCUCGUCGCGAAUGCAGGUGACUGUCGAGCAGUCCUCUGUAGGAAAGGUGUAGCACUCAACAUGUCUCAAGAUCACAGGCCUACUUAUUUGCCUGAACGCCGGCGAGUUGAAGAAUUGGGCGGUUAUUUCGAUGAUGGUUACCUCAAUGGUCACCUCUCAGUCACGCGAGCUCUUGGUGACUGGGACUUGAAGUUCCCACUUGGGUCCUCGUCGCCACUCAUUGCUGAGCCUGAUGUUCAGCAGGUCCUAUUAACAGAAGAUGAUGAGUUCUUGAUUAUUGGCUGUGAUGGAAUAUGGGACGUUAUGUCAAGCCAAUACGCAGUAAGCCUUGUUCGCCGUGAGCUGAGGAGGCACGAUGACCCACAGCAGUGUGCCAGAGACCUUGUUCGAGAAGCAUUGCGCCUAAACACGUCAGACAAUCUCACUGUGAUAGUCAUUUGCUUCUCUUCGCCUUCGCGAGUUUUUGACCCGUCUUCUCGGCAGCGACCAAGGUUGAGAGCAUGCAGUCUACCUGAGGAGACCCUGAGUAGGUUGCAAAGCCUGCUAAAUUAAGUGUGAAUACAUUUAUUAUCGGUCAUCUACUGAUUUUUUUAUGCGAGAAACAUUAGGUCUGUUUGUGGCUGUUUCAGAUUAUAUUAAGAGAGAAAAAACGGCCAGCAGUUUUGUUUAGGGUAGAAGAAAAUUCUAGGAUUUUCCAGUCUCGGGGAUGGGAUGAUGAUGCUAUUUGUAGACAUGUUAAUCAUUUUUCACCGAAUAGAUUGUUUAUUCAGUGGGGAUGGCCCACCAUAUCUAAUUCAUUCUCCAUAGUUUUUUGCCUUUUCA
Morus notabilis is the source of this 1925-nucleotide messenger RNA. RefSeq names its product probable protein phosphatase 2C 2. Gene Ontology annotation, molecular function: cation binding; protein serine/threonine phosphatase activity. The coding region runs from base 183 to 1655 and encodes 490 amino acids. The record is from RefSeq and is a predicted model, not a curated record. Lineage: Eukaryota; Viridiplantae; Streptophyta; Magnoliopsida; Rosales; Moraceae. Gene Ontology annotation, biological process: protein dephosphorylation. The transcript is spliced from 2 exons.